GACCAGUCGACGAGCUAUGGGCCAGGAAAAAUGCAGCGCUACAGCGCCAAAGCAUUGCUCUUCCGAGCCAGCGGGGCGGAAGGCUCGAAUUGUCGGUUCGUGUUCCGAAGGGAGCCCAGUCUGAAUCACUGUAGUUUGAAGACCCUCGCCUGUAGGGCCCCAUUCCUCAGGGUCCUAUCCUUGAACCGCCCGAAGGCGCUGGGACGCCGAGGCACGGACGAAGACGCCCACCAGGCGCAGCUACGUAGAUCCGACUCCCGCGCGCCAAGUAGGCGAUCGACGUUUUAUCCAUGCCCCCGCUCGCGCCCCGACCCCAGGAGCCAGAGCGGGGAUGUGCAUGAAUGCCUGACCUCCGAGGCCACGUGGUUGAUCCAUGCCCAGCUUCCCGUGGCGCCCACAGCGGGAGGCAGCAGCAGGGGGAUGGAUCACGCGUCGAUCGCCGACAAAAAAGGCCGCCCUGGGAGCACGGGUCGCGCGGAGAGCUGCUCGCCACUCGGGGCGGGAAGGGAAAGGCGGCGCGCGCACGCGCCCGGCAUGAUCAUCCCUCGCUCCUCGCACUCCUCGCUCCCCACGAAGUCCGACCAAAGGCCCUCGGCCUCCAUGGCCGGAGCGGCCGGCGCGGCCGUCUCCAGCUCGGGGGCGGCGGCUCCUCCGCAUUAUGGGGCGGCCAGGCGCCAGCAGGCCGCCCAGUCGUCAGCAGUCUUAAACGGGUGGAAGGCGGCAGGCCAGGAGGCGCUGCAGUCGACCUCGACGUGCUCGUCGACCUUGGUGCACGUGCCGUCGCUGGUGAUGGAGAAAUCAUCCAUCGGGGGCACGCCCAGGUGGGAAAGACACUGGCUGAGGAAGAGGUCCUCGCCCCACGCCUCCCAAUCCAGCUCCUCCUUGCAUCUCGACGCUCCAUCCUGAUACACCUUGACGGCCUGUCUGGAUACCACCUCCAACGCGCCGAACAUGGCCGGGAAACCGUCUGUUCCUGGGUACGCGUUGCAAUUCCUGAUGAAGGUUGCUGCGUUCUUCAAUUGCUUAACUUUGUUCGCUCCACGUACCUCCGCCUCCUUCAGGUGAUCUCGGAGCUUGUCCGCAAAGAGCACUGAGUCUGGUCCACCUUCACAGUCCAGUCGAAGCUGAGGGCCGCCGUCCUGCGCAGGACCGCCUGCCACGCACGCAUGAACAGGGCCGCGUUGCCGGCGGUGCCGUCCUUGGAGGUGCCCACCGCAGCGCCCUGGAAGGUCAGCGCGGCCACCUCUCCACCAGACCCUGCUCCGACGGCCCACUCCUGCUCGCUGAGCACCGCGAAGCCGUCGCAGCCGAAGAUCCCCGCGCCCAGCUCCAGCUGCUUCGCCAUCAGAUCCGCCUCGUAGUUGGUGCUGCGCGCGAGCGUCCAGCAGAACACCGAGAGCCCCUUCUUCAGCGGGGCUCUGCACGGCCUCUCGCAGCUGGCCUUCUCCCAGUAUCGCCAGAGGUGGGCCUGGAAGUCCUCGAAGGAAGAGCCUCUCAUCAAGUUCUCGUACCAUUCUGGAUGUUCCUCGAUGCCCUUGUCGGAAGCGUACAUCACCUCCUCGUAACAGCGCGACCCAGGCUGUGCCGUGCUGCAGCUGCAGCUCUGCUGGCAGCUACUAGCUCUGCCAGCGUCCGAGUGCAGGAAAUCCUGGACUUGUUCGAAGGACGACGACUCACUCAGACCCGCCCACCUUUCGGGAUUCUCCCGGACGUCGUACAUCGCGCUCAAGACCUCGUUGUAGCAAUGCUCACCGACGACGGGCGUCAUGCAGCUUGUGGUGGUCGAGGUCGAGGUGCUCGUUGUGGUCGCGGAGGUCGCAACCGUGCUUGGUGUGGUGGACGUGUUGGCCACGAGGGGGAGCGCGCUCCCAUGCCCAGAGGCUGUGGCCGUUCUCGUCGUGGUGGGCAAGUGGGCCACGACAGAGAGGGCGCUCCCCUGUUCAAUCUCGCCCUGCUGCGAGGGACCGGGCUGCACGUCCACGACCAUGGCCCUGCGCUCGUUGAUGCCGCCCCCCCUCCCCCUCAGCAUCGAGCCUGGAAGAUGGUAGUAGCCCGCGAGCAGGGAGCCCGAGAGCACCAGCAGGAGGGUGCCCGACAAGCAGGCCCCCAACCACGCCAUUUUCACCUUCCGCGGGGUCUCGGCGCUGUCUGAGCGCGGGGACAAGAUGCCCCACGAGACCCACGAGACCCUGCCCACAUUCAGGGCCGUCCUCUGCUCCGCACGCUGCCGCAGCAACCGGGCGCUCUCGCUCGCGCUCGGCAGGGUGAGGCGCGGCACGGAAGUCAGAGAAUUCUGGCGCGACACGGAGCUCAGGGAAUUCUGGCGCGACACGGAACUCAGGGAGCUCUUCCGGAGGGGCGCGGUCGGAUCAUGGUCGUCGUGCCGAGCAGAGGCGGCGGCGACCGCCGCCCACCCCGGGGGGGGCGUCGACCGCAUCACGCCAGCCGGCGACUCCGACCUGGGUGACCUGCGCGGCACUGGCGGUAGCCAGGAGGUGCGGCGCGUGUCACGGGGGGUCCUCGACGCCGCCGAGCGCGGGGUCGGCGGCAGCGACCGCGGCGUUGUGCGGUCUGCCCCGCGCGGGGUGCUGCCCGUGGCCAAGCGCGGCGUGCCGCUCGGCCCGAGCGCGGCGGCGCGGUCCACUCCGCGCGGGGUCGUGCCCUCCGUGGACGCCGUCGCCCCGCGCGGGAGCCAGAACGAGGGGGGCAGCACCCGCGGCGUGCCGCCCAUGGCGCCGACCCGGGUCCCCUUCGCGGCCGAGGCGGAGAGCCGCGCGCGCGGUGCCCGGCGGGCUCCCUCCGCGCGCUGGGGACGCCGCGGGACCGGGGCUGCUC
This is a messenger RNA of Prorocentrum cordatum, 2835 nucleotides long. The record is from the annotation of a GenBank genome assembly. Lineage: Eukaryota; Dinophyceae; Prorocentrales; Prorocentraceae.